Patella vulgata (common limpet) is the source of this 2686-nucleotide messenger RNA. Its product is annotated as oocyte zinc finger protein XlCOF7.1. The record is from RefSeq and is a predicted model, not a curated record. Gene Ontology annotation, molecular function: DNA-binding transcription factor activity; RNA polymerase II cis-regulatory region sequence-specific DNA binding. The transcript has 3 exons. The coding region runs from base 118 to 1380 and encodes 420 amino acids. Gene Ontology annotation, biological process: regulation of transcription by RNA polymerase II. NCBI's taxonomy places the organism in Eukaryota, Metazoa, Mollusca, Gastropoda, Patellidae.
UUCCUUUCGACGAUUGGAUGAACCGACUUCCCUAAGCUGGAGUAAGGGCGUCAAGAGAAAGAAUUUACACAGAGAUUUUAUCAAGUCAAUGGCUGAAAAUUUUAUGAUAUAACUAAAAUGGAGGCGAAUCAUACAAUUGACUUUCCAAAACUGUUUCCAACCACUGAGAAUCCUGUUCACAUGGACAACAGAACUAUCAACACUACAGAUGGAAAAGAUCUUAAAAUCAGUGUUCCUUUAUUAAAAGAUGUAGAUGACGGGAAGGACUCGGAUGGAACUUCUUCCCAGCAGAGCAGUUCCAGCGAUAAGACGUCUAAAAAGAAUAAAAGGAAAGCUGAGCAGCCAACCAAGGCAUCGUCAGGAUUUCUCAAAGUAAAUUUGGCGCGUCCAGUCACAAAGAAAAGUAACGACAGUGACAGGCCAUAUGUUUGUAUGACGUGUUUAAAGAGUUUCACACGCUCUCAUCAUUUAACGCGCCACGAAUACACCCAUUCUGGAGAAAGACCGUUUAUUUGUUCGACUUGCGGGAAAUCGUUUGUGAGGAAACAUAAACUGACUGUUCACAUCCGAUCACACACAGGAGAAAAGCCGUAUAUUUGUGGAACAUGUGGCAAAGGCUUCAGUAGUUCGGAAAAAAGAAAACUACAUGACAGAACUCACACAGGUGUGAAACCAUAUUCCUGUGACAGUUGUGAGAAAUGUUUCACCAGCAGCAGUCAACUCAAACGACAUCGUCUAACACACGAGAAGAAGCAGGAAUUCAGCUGCACUAUUUGUCAGAAAAAGUUUGUUUCUGAAUAUCACCUUGUCAACCAUAAAGUCAAACAUCAUGAUACCACACAGAUCGCAAAAGUACCGGUAGUUAAAGUGGAAAAAUCAGACGGCGAAAAAAACCUUUCUGAAAAGCUAGCGGCAUCUAAUACGUGCAUGUACGACACACCACAAAUAAAUGCCGGCUCUCCUGAAGUGAGCGUACAAGUUCGAAAUGAACAAAACAAAACUGAACACAUGAACACGUCCGGACAAGAUCGUAUAAAAAAUUAUCAGAGAGAUCCAUCAAGUGCAUACAUGUACCAAAGUCGACAACUAAACGAAGGCUCUCCUGAAAUGAACGCACAACUUAGACAUCAACAAAUCAAAACCGAACACAUGCACGCUUCUGGGCAAAACCACAUAGAAAACUACCAACGCUACAAUUUUGCAAACCAUCCAGAUAAGAUACGUGAAAAUUACCUACUUGAUGAACGUCACAGAGAAAGAGGAAGCGUAUCAGGUGAACGGAAUGUCCCGAAUCCAUCUUUCAAUCCUCGUCAAACCAAUGACAAUCCACGUGCUUAUACCUUGAAUCAUAAUUUUGCUAGAUUUGGAAGUUUAAACUAAAGUAGGGUAUUGUAACCAUAGAUACGAUACAAAUGUUUAUUUAGUUUAGAGAUUUAACAGGAAAACUCAAUCUGAUUAAAACACAGAUCCUAUUUCGUUUCGUUUUUUAUAGUUCAAAAUUUCGUUUUACUUGUCUUGACUACACUAAGAUCUGGAAGAGUUGUUAUAUAACCAGCGUUCUGGAUGAUGUGAGGAAUUAGCCAAUGAAACGGACUGUUACGGCGAGUUUUUGGAUGGAACUUUUUGGUAAACCACUAGAAACGUCAACGCUGAUUGAUUAAUCAAUGUCUGAUGUCAAAAGCCACUCGUAUGACACCUGAUGUAACCUUCCACUACAAUUGGUUAGAUCUUCAUAUAGAGUAGGUCAUCGAAAGUAUAAAAAAUACGAUAAUAUAGAUCUGUAUUUUAAUCAGAUUGCAGGAAUAUUCUACUAAUAUAAUAAUUUAAUAAUUUGGGUGUCAGUAAGAAAGUACUGACAUUUGGUAUGGGUGUUGUGAGCCUUUUCAUAUCGAAAUUGCCAAACUUACAUAAUCAUGGGCAUUAUUAAUUUCCCAAACUAGUAUGGCUCCCAUUUUUCGGCAUUGUAUUUAGAUGUCCUCUAUGACAAAUUGGAAAUAUUGUGGUUUCCAUUGAAAAAUCGGUCAAAUGAUGAUCAGGGGCAUCUAUAUUAUCUUGGACCGGGGAGUAACAUGGGCUAGUUAAUAAUAGAAUAUAAUUGUGGAGUAUCGGUUGUUGAAAUAAGAUGUAAAUUAUCAGUAAUAUUUUAUCCUAUCAUUUAUAUGUAACAUGUAUAUAGAUAGAUAUAAUAUAAAUUUGAUUUUCUAAGGAAAUGGAAAUGAUAUUUAUUUAUCGCUUGCUCAUCUCCAGACCAGUCAUGUGACUGGCUCCUCUCGCAUGUUUACUAAGAAACAUUUAUUCAUAAUAUCAUCCUCUGUACCCCGAGUGGUCUCAUUCCUAUCCACUUUACUAAUCUCUGGGAUCAUCCAAAUUAUCUGCCCUUGAUGAUUGUGCUACAUGUAUGUUCAUCGACCAGUCAAAAAAAUUGUUAAAUACAUAAGAACUGGCAUAAAACAUCUCGAUUGUCAUUGCUUCCGUUGUUACGAUGAUAAACAAGGUCUUGAUUAUGGUUGAAAUGCAGAUCGGAUUUAAGUCUGUGGAAAAACUAAACUAUACGAUGACAUUGAGAGUUGAUAUAUGGUCUUGGUAAGUUAAUAAAUGUCUGAUUAAUAAUUUACAUAACAUUUAAGACAUAACACUGUAACCCAGGUAUCGUUUAAUCUUGUGUAUCUAGCAGUAAUUUCUAUCA